UGCUCUCUAUGUGCACCUCUCGGGGCGGGGUCCCGGAUGCCAACCUAUCACUUGAUGCAGGUGCAGCACCUUGCAUUGCAUAAGUAGUCAUUGCAUUCGUUGCUUCUGACAAGAGCGACAAGUCCAGCCGGACUCAUUUUCACCGCAUAUACGUGCUCAACUUGGCCUUUACAAGAUUGUCAUCUCAGAAAGCACACACAACCACGAUCUUCUCAUACCAACCCCCAGCCAAAAUGACAAACCCCCUCCCCAAAAGAAUAGACGUCCACUCUCACUUCCUCCCCCCCUUCUACCGCACCGCCCUCGCCGAAAACGGACACUCCCAUCCAGACGGCAUGCCCGCCAUCCCCUCCUGGUCUCUGUCCCAACACCUUGAAAUGAUGGAAACAGCCAACGUCUCCAAAUCAAUUCUCUCUAUCUCCAGCCCAGGGACAAACAUCAAUCUGCGCAAUCCGGGAUUGGCAAUCAAUUUAACACGGCAAUGCAACGCCUAUGCCUCAUCUCUUAAGCAGCAACAUCCCGAGAAGUUUGGUGUUUGGGCUGCACUGCCACUACCAGAUGUUGAGGCGAGUUUGAACGAGAUAGGGAAAUGCGUUGAAGAAGGUGUUGAGGGCUUUGGCUUACUGACGAAUUACCAUGGGGUUUAUGUGGGAGAUGGAACGAUGGACGCUGUGUUUGAUAAGCUGAACGAAAUUGGCGCCACGAUUUUCAUUCAUCCCGCCCAACCUUGUAUCAGAAACGGUGGCGGGAAUGCCACUGCCGGCGAACCGGUUCGGACGACAGACGCGCUCCCAUUCGGUGAACAAUACCCCGUCCCGAUGUUUGAGUUCUUCUUCGACACUGCGAGGGCGGUUAUCAAUCUCUUCAGCACGGGGACAGUGGACCGGUGUCCGAACGUCAAGUUUGUUAUUCCGCAUUCUGGCGGUGCUUUACCGCCGCUUAUGACGCGGUUUAUCCAGUUUACCAGCGUGGUGCCGGGUGGGAGGGUGUUGAAUGCUUCAACGGUGCGGAAGCAGCUUGAUGGGCAGUUCUACUUUGAUCUCGCAGGAUUCGUGUUCGAUGGAGAGAGUGGGGGGCAGGGGCAGUUGAAGGCGUUUGUUGAAGGGUUUGAGAUCUCGCAUGAGAGGUUGUUGUAUGGGAGUGAUUUUCCUUUUACGCAGACACAGUUUGUGAAGGCGUUUGCGGACAGGAUGAAGGAUGGAUUGGAAAGUUUGUUUGGAGAGAAGGAGAGAGACGCAGUUUAUCAGGGCAAUGCGUUUAAACUGCUGGAAAAAGGAAAGAGCAAGAUGUGAAAAGGUGGGUAAAAUGUGUAUAUGAAUGGUCUACUGGAUGUGCCGCAAUGGCUGUCUAUAUGUACUUGUACGGGUUCAUAAUGCCGUUCU
Alternaria rosae is the source of this 1382-nucleotide messenger RNA. RefSeq lists its product as uncharacterized. Gene Ontology annotation, cellular component: cytosol; cytoplasm. The coding region runs from base 234 to 1292 and encodes 352 amino acids. The record is from RefSeq and is a predicted model, not a curated record. Gene Ontology annotation, biological process: secondary metabolic process. Lineage: Eukaryota; Fungi; Ascomycota; Dothideomycetes; Pleosporales; Pleosporaceae. The transcript is spliced from 2 exons. Gene Ontology annotation, molecular function: carboxy-lyase activity; hydrolase activity.